AGGUCAAGAUUAUAAUUCUAGAUAAUCGAUAGUUAGGUAAUUCACUAUGAAAAGUUACUUAAAAAAAUAUUCUCGUCGAAUUCUGUCCCAAGUUCCAAUUAUUUUGGUUCUACUCGAUUUACAUUAUGAAGGUGUGGAUGGUUUAGACAAAGCUGAAUCUCAGAAACAUUUGAGUCGUGGGAAUCAACUUUUAAAUGCGGGUCAACUGGCAGAUGCUUUAACUCAGUAUCAUGCAGCCAUUGACAAUGACGAUAGAAACUACCAAGCUUAUUACAUGAGAGCCACAGUAUAUCUUGCCAUGGGGAAAGCUAGACUUGCGAUGCCAGAUUUAAACCAAGUGGUCCAACUUCAACCUAACUUUGUACAAGCUCGCAUGCAGAGGGGAAACCUGUUCCUUAAGAUGGGUCGGUUUAAUGAAGCUCAUUCAGAUUAUGAAGCAGUGCUUGCCCACGAAGACAACGCACAAGCCACAGCAAAAGUUGACGAGUUACGUCCGUUACGAAGGAACGUCAUCAAAGCUCAUCAACUUUUAGAUGGGAAUGAAAACGCACAAGCUAUCACGCUGCUUAAUGAAGUUAUUGAGUCUUGUCCCUGGAACGCCGAUUAUCGGGAGAUGCGAUCUACGGCUUACGAGAAACUUGGAGAUUUGCGUCGAGCGAUCAGCGAUUUAAAACCAACCACCAUGUUAAGACUGGAUAACACGAGGGCUUUUCUUAAAAUGAGUUUUCUAUGGUACAACCUUGGAGAGGUGGAGCAGUCGCUUGCGGAAAUCCGUGAAUGUCUGAAACUCGACCCCGACCACCAGGAAUGUUACGCUCAUUACAAGAAUGUCAAGAAGUUAUUUAAAACAUUAGAAGCAGCAAAGAAGGUCAUGCAACAAAAUGAUUGGCCAGAAGCGAUCAAUAAAUUCCGCAAAGCAUUGAAGCAGGAGUCGAGGGUCGGCGCAUUAAACGUGGAAAUCCAGCUCAAGAUUUGUGAAUGUUACGUUAAGGAUAAUAAUCCAAAGGAGGCACUGAUAGAGUGUAACAAAGUGAUUGAAAUAGACGAUCGGAAUAUUCCAUCACUUCUGCUUAUGUCUGAGGCUCAUACUCAACAAGCUGACUAUGAGCAAGCUGUGGAAGAUUUACAAAAAGCUGCGUCGAUAGAUGAGAAUUAUCCAGGUCUCGGGGAAAAACUGAAAAAAGCUCAGAAAAUGUUGAAGCAAUCUCAGAAACGAGAUUAUUAUAAAAUAUUAGGUGUUCCAAGGAACGCCGACAAGCGCACAGUGAUCAAGGCGUACCGCACACUUGCGAGGGAAUGGCACCCUGAUAAUUUCCAGGGAGAAGAAGAAAAAAAAGUCGCCGAGAAGAAAUUUAUUGAAAUUGCUGCUGCGAAAGAAGUUUUAACAGAUCCAGAAAUGCGCAAGAAAUUCGACGCUGGAGCCGACCCUCUCGAUCCGGAGGAGCAGCAAAACUCUGGGCAUCACCACCAAGGUUUUAACCCCUUUGGGGGAGGAGGGGGGUUCACCUUCCAUUUUGGGGGUGGGGGCGGUGGAUUCCAUGACGAGUUUUAAAACUUCCGCCAGCCUUGCCGGCCACUGUGAAGUAGGUAGGCAACAAGAACUGGCUGCACUUUGCACUUACCUAGACCCCCAGCCGUCAUUUCAAGUUUUUGGUGUUUUCGUGCCUUCCUGGAUUCCAAGCUGUCGGGAAAUAUUUAUUCCGUGCUGCCCUGUACCGUGUUACCCCGUACCGUGUUGCCCCGUACGCGCACGGGUUGCUUUUAUUUCUUUUCGUUUUGACCAUUUCCGCGCGGUUUCUUUCAGGACAAACGUCAAAUACAUUUCGAAGUAUAAAGG
Messenger RNA from Ciona intestinalis (vase tunicate), 1837 nucleotides. NCBI's taxonomy places the organism in Eukaryota, Metazoa, Chordata, Ascidiacea, Phlebobranchia, Cionidae. The record is from RefSeq and is a predicted model, not a curated record.